This is a messenger RNA of Owenia fusiformis, 2436 nucleotides long. The record is from the annotation of a GenBank genome assembly. NCBI's taxonomy places the organism in Eukaryota, Metazoa, Annelida, Polychaeta, Sabellida, Oweniidae.
AACCAAAACAUGAGCACUAAAUUAUAAUUUAAUAAAUAAGACCCAACUUACCACAAAUAGUAGAUUACAAAAGGCUAUCCUUGGAAAAUAGAUGCUCUUCGACCAACUAGCGGGGAACUUAAAAGUCAAAUUCCUGUCUAAUUUUAGUAUUAUUGGUAAUCCAGACUCAGUUGAGUACAAAGGAAGCAGAGAAGGAUGUCGAUAUGGCUCCCAAAAGGAAGGGUACACUUCGACAAGACGACAGUUCAGGGUCGAAGAAGAAAAAGGAUGACAUGAAACGCAGCAAAGAAAAAAAAUCACCCAGCCGUGCAAUGACAAGCAAAUACUUGACAUUGAAGAACUAUAUUAAAGCAGAUACUUGGUUGGAAGUUUUAAGUGAAGAAUUCACCAAACCCUACUUUAUUCAGUUAGAAGGAAAACUAGCAUCAGAAUUAUCUGAAAAUAUAACCAUAUUUCCACCAAAAGAAAAAAUAUUCAAUGCUCUGAAUAUUACACCUUUGAACCAGGUGAGACUGGUUUUACUUGGACAAGACCCUUAUCAUGAUGAUGGGCAGGCGAUGGGUCUAUCAUUUUCUGUGCCAGAAGGGAUCAAGAUUCCCCCAUCACUGAGAAACAUCUACAAGGAGCUAAGCACAGAUAUCCCUGGAUUUACCACUCCACAGCAUGGAUGUCUGGAGGCCUGGGCAAGACAAGGGGUUCUUCUUCUGAAUGCCACUCUUACUGUAGAGGCCCAUAAAGCAAACUCGCAUUCAAAAUAUGGCUGGCAGAAGUUCACAGAUGAAAUCAUCCGCAAAGUAAGCGAGGCCAAUCAGCAAGUUGUAUUCUUAUUGUGGGGUGGCUUUGCUCAUAAAAAAUCUGUGUUAAUAGAUGAGAGCAAACACACAGUGAUAAAAACUGCACAUCCUUCCCCAUUAUCAUGGACUAAAUUUGAAGGCUGUAAAUGCUUCUCUAAGGUCAAUAAAGCCCUGGAAAAAUCAGGUAAAGAUCCUAUUGACUGGACACUGUAAAGAACUGAAAGCUAAGAAUAAUUGAUAAAUAGUGCCAACUAAUUGAUCACUGCCACAUCAAGGCUAGUAAGAGUGACUCUUGGACUAACUGCUGCAAUCCUCUGCCAUCAAAUUUAAAAUGGAACUUCUCAGAUUGGACACAGCGAGUGAGGUACAUGUUAUAUUAUUUAUAGUCAGAGUAGGUGCAUGAGGCUACUCUGUUUUUAAUGUUGACUGUUAUAAAAUUAGUUAAAGUUAACUUUUCAAGUUUAAUUUUGGUUGUACUACCACAAUGUCUGGUGCAGGUGCACACAAUCCAAGAGAUUUCUUCCAAUGACUCACCAUGGUGUUCACUUACAUGGACCAAUGAUGUGCUUUGAGACUUGGACAUGGCAGGUCACAUCCUCUUGUGUAAUAAUGUGUUAUAUUUAUUAAAUAACACUUGAUUGCAAUCAUCAAAAUAAAUCAAUUUUUCACACAUAGUGAGUGUUCUUUAAUGAAGAAGAUUCAAUAUCAAGUUGUUUUUAGUAAUAUCAAUGUUUUGAAAUCGUUCAAAGACAAUGUUUUGACUUGUGGAAUAGAACCUCAGUGUUGCCAUCUAUUGGCUGACCACAAUGCCAUUACUUGAUCAAUAGAUUAUAUUUUUGAGACAUGAUACAUUUAUGACUGUUGAUGUACACCAUAAAGAAUACCAUUAACUAGAGCAGUCAAAACCACUGAUCUCAUGUUGCCUGUGUAUAUUCGCAUAGAUGUAUAUAAUUUGAAUAUUGUGUUUGUGUUUUGUCAUCAUGAGAACACACUUUUCAACACUAGUACAACAGUCCCCACAAAUAAUUAAUGUUAUGAUUUUAUUCACUUUAAGAUAUUAUAUGUACUUGUGUUACAUACCUAGCGAAGCUUUCAUAUGAGAGUCAAUGGAAAACUAGACAUAGCCUGCCUCAUUAAUAACAGUGCAAGGCAAUGCUAUGAAGUCGUUCAAGUCAUGUUUCAUUUCUGCCAAAUUUUACUUGCACACAAAUGUGUGACGUCAUUGACAUAAAGUAGUCAUGGGAAUAUUUCAGGUCAAAGUGACAUAACCUCUCAAUAUUCCAUGUAAAUAAUAUUUAAAGGGCAAUCUCCUGUAAAUAUAAUCAUCAAUCAAUAGACUGAUAAUAUCAAAGGUUGAAAGAAUAACCCGAGUAUAAAGCAGCAUGACAAGUUAAAAGUUGAAUUUUUUACUCUCACCCUUUUUUCAAUUUUAAUAAAUGCAUUAAAUGAUUUUUUCAAUAUUGAAUAAUUUCAUAAAAGAAGCUUGUUAUUAAUGGAAAGUCUAUUGAUGAUGCAAGCUAUUAAACAUUCUGAAUUAAAUUUUUUGUAUUUCAGGAUCAGAAGACCACUUGUUUUCCCUUCAAUGUUGUUAUUUAGAGUUGCAAUAAUAAUUCAACUUUUAAACACCUUUUCACUUUGAACA